UGUGUAUGACAACCCGUCCUGUCAUUUGUUUGUGUGAGUAUGCAUUUGAAGAGCUCGGAGCGAGGGAGUGUGCCUUCUCAAAGAACGAGGAAGGAGUGUCAAUAACCAAAAGGGGUGUAGGAGCUAUAUCCCGAAAACCCUUUUGAUAUCCAGUGACAAAACCCACAUGGAGGGAGAAAAUGGUGGUCCUUCCAUCAGGCUAUUUUUCCUCAGGGCGGUUUCUGCCGUCUGCUGCAGCGUUGAGGUUUCCCUACUCUGAUGCAGUUAAAUACAGCGUCCUGGGCUUGUCGGUUGCUCUUCUUCUGGUGGCACUUGGUAUCUUGGCAUGGCAGGCCUAUAAAUGUUUCAAACGUCCGUCUGUCACACCUCAAACAGUGAAUGGUGAUUUGACGUACACAGAUGACGUAUCUAAAAUAACAGGACAGUACAGAGGAAUUCCAACUAUCAAGGUCGAGGAUGCCGACAUGGACAUCUUGGAAGCCACACAGGAAGCAGGAGAGGAUAAAACGAUUCAAGGAUGGCUCCACUAUUCUGUGUAUUAUGAUGCACAGCAGAACCAGCUUGUAGUUACUAUCUUGGAGUUGGAGGGGAUUCAGCAGCAAAGACAAACCAGCAGCCUCCAGCUGUUUGUCCAACUAAAGCUUUUAUGGACCGGAUCCAAGACGAAGGGGCCAUACAUUGAUGAAGUGGAUGAAGGGACACCACUUGCCCUGCGCACAGUGCUGCAGGACUGGCGGACUCGCAUUGUCAAGGGCACCUGCAACCCAUUGUUUGGAGACCAAUUCACCUGUAUUCUGCAUGAUGAAAAAGAGCUUGAUCGCAUGGACCUUCGAAUGGAGGUGAGAGACUUUGAUAAAUUCUCCAGACACGCAGCAUUGGGAGAGGUGAGGACCCCUCUGAAGCAACUCAAUAUCUCCUACCCUCUGGAGCUAAAAGGAAAGCUCAACACUCCGCAGAAGGACCUUGUAGGGGAAGUUCUUUUGUCACUGAGGUUCCUCCCAACUUCUCAAAGGAUUGAGGUUGGAGUGCUAAAAGUUCGAACAGUCCAUAAGGAGCAACACUUGGAUGCAGUCUUCUAUGCCAGGGUCAGCGUGCAGUGCAACCAGUGCAAGUUGAAGUACCAGAAAACCUCAGCAGUGACCCGUGACACAAUGACUGUCUUCAAUGAAGUUCUUGUUUUCUCCUUGCCAGAACUUCCCGUGCGACAGGUUAAAAUUUUAGUCUCUGUUUUUGAGACCCAGUCAAGUAGGAAAUCAUCCAAGCACCUCAUAGGACAGUUAAUUGUGAAGAGGGACAAUCAUUCCGAAAAUGAACACUUGGGUCUUAUGCUCCGCUCCAUCCGUCAGCCCAUAGCCAAGUGGCAUUCCCUACUCAUCUAAGUUUUGUCUCAAGAACUUUAUCUACACCUCCAGGAUGAUUGAUUUACUUAUUAAAUGAAGUGGGUAGUGCUUUUCAGAAAUUUACUAAUUUACACCAAACUACUUUUAACACAUUAUUUUGUUCCUGACAUCCAGGAAAAUCUGACACUGACAACUCAUUCAUAUUUUAGGGGUAUUCGCUUAUUGUAGAAUGACUGCAUGACAGUCCCUGUAUUGUUUUGGAACAAGCCUUUGUCAACCUCUAGUGGUUCGAUAUUUUUUUGCUACUGCCUUAAAUCAAUAUAUCAUUGUUGAAAUUGUUAAUAUUCUUACAAAAACAUUUGAGUAAAAUACCUUGCUGACUGUUUUUGGAAAACAUGGACAACUGGAUGCUCGUAAUCAGAUGGUGUCAUACUGUUGCAGAACAAUGGGUUCGACAAACAGUAGGGUUCUUUUGAAUGAAAUGACUUGCUUGUGAAUUAUAUUUUUGGUAGACUACAUUGCGGUGGAUUGCUUUUUACUUACACGUUUACUACUUUGUUUUGGGAGGCUACCAUCACCAAAGCUUGUCAAUGAUACGAUGCCUUCCUGUCCAGCUUUGAAAGGAACAAGAAUUGGAUUAACGAUAACCCCCACUCCCCUGGUGUAGCGCCAUCCCUGAUUGUCAGACAACAACAAUAAAAUGACCUUAAAUAUAUUGAUUAUUUCAAAAUAGUUUUAUUGUGGUACAUUUCACAUCAUAUUAUAUGAGUUGAAAGAGCCCACUGAAGAAUCAACUUUAUUCAGCUGUUUCUUUCCCCUGUAAGAAAAUAAAAAUUUUAGUGUUAAAAAUGAAUUUUGUGUGGCAUAAAACACAAUGCAGAACCUUGUUUAGUCAUGUGAAUUGUCCGUACGCACCUUGCCAGAGUCACGGCUUUUGGCUCUUAGUUUGUUGACCUGAGACUCUGCAAUGUCUGCACGCUCCUCAGCCUCCUCCAGCUCAUGCUGGACCUUCCUGCACUUGGACAGGUGAACAUUGGCCUGCUCCUCCUGGAAAGUCAGACAGAAAAAAUAAGUUGGAAAUGAAAGUUUUCAGCUCAAAUGAAUUACCAUGAUAGACAUUGCCCAUAGUCAUUUUCUUAUUCAUACUUACCGCUUCCUCAGCCUGCCUCUUGUAGGCCUUCACCUUGAGCUGUAACUUAUCAACCAGAUCCUGGAGUCUUGCAACGUUUUUCUUGUCCUCUUCAGUCUGUAAAAUAAAAAUCACAUCUGCCA
Syngnathus typhle (broad-nosed pipefish) is the source of this 2612-nucleotide messenger RNA. RefSeq names its product synaptotagmin XIX (gene syt19). Gene Ontology annotation, cellular component: axon; synapse. The record is from RefSeq and is a predicted model, not a curated record. Lineage: Eukaryota; Metazoa; Chordata; Actinopteri; Syngnathiformes; Syngnathidae. Gene Ontology annotation, molecular function: phosphatidylserine binding; clathrin binding; calcium-dependent phospholipid binding. The coding region runs from base 180 to 1379 and encodes 399 amino acids. Gene Ontology annotation, biological process: cellular response to calcium ion; regulation of calcium ion-dependent exocytosis; calcium-ion regulated exocytosis. The transcript is spliced from 10 exons.